AACAGGUGGUGGAGUCGGUGAAGACGCCAAGCCCAGAAUCCAGAUCCCUCUCGAUUAGGAUUAGGAACCCUGAGGAUUAUUAGGGAAGAUUAGUUAAUUUUUCCCAGCCUAUGCGAGUAAUCAAAUCGGCCUCCAUCCCGUCCACACCACCACCUGCCCUUCAAUCGCGUUCCAGAAUCCGCCGGCUCUCUUCGCCGGAGAUCCCCUCCCCGCCGCCUCGCCAAGGGCCUACGCAACUGACUACGGCGCCUCCUCGUCGCGGGGCGACGGCCGUUUCUGCCGCACGCGUUUCGUGGUCGCUCGCACCUGCAUCUGAAGAACAGCAGAGGCAGCCAUGGCACUGUCACGCAGUAUGAGGGCAUGUUUGCACACCGGAAGACUCGCAGCCGUUGCAUUGUUGGCCUCUGGUGGAAUUAUAUUGCAUCUUUUGGCAUGCAUCUUGUAUAACAACUGGUGGCCAAUGUUAACAGUUCUGAUGUAUCUCAUCCUUACAAUGCCAGUCAUAUUAUUCCUGGGCGCCGAUUCUCCAUCGAUGCUGUCGAAUGAGAGUGAUGGGUGGGUGAGCUUCACGAAGUUCCUGACAGGCGCAUCGGUCGUGGGGAGCAUCGCCAUCCCGUCGAUCCUGAAGCAUGCUGGCAUCAUCGGGUGGGGCGCACUGACAAUGGAGCUGUCCUCUUUUGGGGUCUUCGGACUGGCCAUCCUGUGGUACAUCUACUUGAACAGGGAGGACGAGUACAGCAGCGUCUUCUGAUCUCCAUCGCACCCUCUCCUGAACUAAGACACCACACUUCUGCGUGAUGUUGAUACCCGCAAGAAAGAGAGAUCGUCAACAUGUGAAUAUGUCUACAGUACGUUUUGGAGCAUUGGUGUUUGACCCUGUUUAUAACUUUAUAGUAGCGAAAUGGGCCUGUUCAGCUGCGUGUACAUGUUAUUCUGUUUAGGGUUUUGAUGUUCCAGUGAUGAUAUGCCUUUGCAUCAGUUAGCUGUUUUCUUGAGAUUA
This is a messenger RNA of Lolium perenne, 1000 nucleotides long. Its product is annotated as vacuolar protein sorting-associated protein 55 homolog. Gene Ontology annotation, biological process: late endosome to vacuole transport via multivesicular body sorting pathway. The record is from RefSeq and is a predicted model, not a curated record. Gene Ontology annotation, cellular component: endosome. NCBI's taxonomy places the organism in Eukaryota, Viridiplantae, Streptophyta, Magnoliopsida, Poales, Poaceae.